UUCAUCUUGGUGCUGGACCCCUCUGCACAUCAGGUACUGAUAUAUUCCAUAUUGCUGAGUCUUCUACAGGCAAAUUAAAAAUAUGUAUUUAUUCCUCCUUUCCAUUUUACCUUUGCUUUUGAAAGUCACUGGCACCAAAGAUGUUAUAUUUGGUCAUAAUAAUUUCACAGAAUAUCAAGUGGGCAACAUGAACCUUAUUCUCUCUGUCCCACAUGGUGGGUCACUGGAACCUAAAGACAUCCCUGAUCGAGAGGCUGCCUGUUGGGAUGCAAAGACAUCCUCUUGUAUUUUCUCUCAUGACUGUCCUCCUGGAAGUAUUCAAAAUGCUAUGAAAUGCAAAGUGUCUACCAACCAAGACAGGUAUACUAUAGAGGUGGCUCAGGCUCUUGCUGAAGAAAUCAACAAAAUUACUGACGGCUUCUUCCCACAUAUCGUCAUAAAUCACCUACAGAGGUUCAAGAUGGAUGCUAACAGGGAAAAGGAAGAAGCCUCCUUUGGAAUUCCCCAAGCAGAACAGGCCUGGGAGGACUAUAUGGGAUUUUUGACCACUGCAAAAUCACAGAUGUCAGGGGGCCUAAUUCUGGAUAUCCAUGGACAAGCACAUCCUGAAAGAUGGAUAGAACUAGGUUACACACUUUCAAAAACUUCCCUUAAUUCAGGUGUCUUUUCUGCACUGAAUUCCUCAAUUAGCCAUCUGGCCAGUCAGCUGGUCAAUGUGUCUUCUGAGAUUUUGAUUGCAGGGAACAGAAGUUUGGGUAAAUAUAUUGAAGGACAAAAUAAGAGUUAUGUUUGUGUGCCUUCUCCAUCCAAUCCUAGCCCAAAUAAUGGAAGCUAUUAUAGUGGUGGGUACAUAACAAAGGCUUUUGGUUCCCGGAAUUCUGGCACCAUUGAUGCCAUUCAGCUUGAGCUGCCCCAGUGGGUGAGGGCAGCUCAAGAGCGUCAGAGAUUUUGUAAAGCACUGGCAAGGGCUGUAAUGAAAUUCUGGCAAACUAACUACUGCAGCCAGCAGAAGCACAAACUUCUGCCAUGCUGA
Camarhynchus parvulus is the source of this 1033-nucleotide messenger RNA. RefSeq lists its product as uncharacterized. The transcript is spliced from 2 exons. The record is from RefSeq and is a predicted model, not a curated record. Bases 83 to 1033 code for a protein of 316 amino acids. Lineage: Eukaryota; Metazoa; Chordata; Aves; Passeriformes; Thraupidae.